Messenger RNA from Aspergillus wentii DTO 134E9, 2868 nucleotides. It is a transcript of the gene xlnR, whose product is annotated as putative C6 transcription factor. Gene Ontology annotation, molecular function: zinc ion binding; DNA binding; DNA-binding transcription factor activity, RNA polymerase II-specific. Gene Ontology annotation, biological process: regulation of DNA-templated transcription; DNA-templated transcription. The coding region runs from base 1 to 2868 and encodes 955 amino acids. Lineage: Eukaryota; Fungi; Ascomycota; Eurotiomycetes; Eurotiales; Aspergillaceae. The transcript has 3 exons. The record is from RefSeq and is a predicted model, not a curated record.
AUGUCGACAACCUCGGUCCAGCAGUUCGCCAACUCCUACUCUCCUUUCCCUACUGGAGCGCAUCCAGGUCGAAUGUCGCAGUCUCAAACUUCCGGGCUGGAUACCCUAGCCGAGGGUUCACAAUAUGCUCUGGAACAAUUGCAGCUGGCGCGCGAGGCUGGAAACGCCACUGUGAAUACGAGUGAGACUCCCCUCGCCCGGUCCAAAAACCAGCCGUCCUACCAUGAUGAAAAUAGCGCGGCUCCUGGUUUCAAGAGUCCGUCUCAACGGGAUCCUCUCGCCGACGCUCGUUCUACAAUUCGCAAAGGUUCUACGUCGGCUCCUGUUCGUCGGAGAAUCAGCCGGGCUUGCGAUCAAUGCAAUCAGCUGCGGACCAAAUGCGACGGGCAGAACCCUUGUGCACAUUGCGUUGAUUUCGGAUUGACUUGCGAGUAUGCUCGAGAGCGAAAAAAACGAGGGAAAGCAUCCAAGAGGGAUCUUGCUGCCGCAGCGGCUGCGCCACCAUCGAAUACCGGCUUGGACAGAGAAAGCGCUUCAUCAGGACAGGCACAAUCUCCUUCGGAGGGGCUACAACCACAGGGAAUGAAUGGGCGAUACGAUCCGACAUUUGACGAGGCCACCCGAAAUCUCACUGCGCCUACGCCGUCGCAACUGCGGCAUCCCGAGGUGCCAGGUAUGGUCGGGAUACAAAACUCUCAGCAAACUCAGCAAACUCAGCAACAUGCACAACCACCGAUGGGUGCUGGUAUGGACACACUAUCCUUGAAUGGCUUUGGUGCCUUGAACGAAUCAAAUCGACCUCCGAUGUCCGUCCCAGACCUCCGAUCGCUACAGAUGCUGCACUCAUCUAACACAAACCCCCGGUCGACACUUCUUCCUUCGCAUGGGUUCAACACUGGGUCAUAUCAUGACAAUGCGUACUCUUUGAUGAAUCCGCAGGAGGCAAAUUCGACCUUGAUCAACCAGUUUCGUCUCGGAGGCUCUGCAGAAAAUCCAGCGGCCCCAUUUCUGGGACUCUCACCUCCAGCUCAAUCGCCUGGCUGGCUCCCUCUUCCUUCUCCAUCCCCGGCUAAUUUCCCUUCUUUCAGCAUGCCUCCGUUUUCCAGCGCAUUAAGAUACCCUGUUUUGCAACCGGUUUUGCCUCACAUCGCGUCCAUUAUCCCUCAGUCGCUUGCCUGUGAUCUCCUGGAUGUCUACUUCACAAGCUCUUCCUCUUCUCAUCUAUCACCCCAGUCCCCCUAUGUGGUGGGAUAUAUCUUUCGAAAGCAAUCCUUCCUUCAUCCGACCAAACCAAGGGCAUGUAGUCCCGGCCUCUUGGCCAGCAUGCUCUGGCUGGCCGCUCAAACUAGCGAUGCCGCUUUCUUAACGUCGCCGCCGUCUGCUCGUGGAAGGGUAUGUCAAAAGCUGCUGGAGCUAACAAUCGGCCUGCUCCGGCCGUUGAUCCAUGGUCCCGCCCCCGGGGAGACGUCUCCUAACUAUGCUGCCAAUAUGGUCAUCAAUGGAGUUGCCCUAGGAGGUUUCGGUGUCUCGAUGGAUCAACUUGGAGCCCAAAGCAGUGCGACGGGUGCCGUGGAUGAUGUCGCAACCUACGUUCAUCUGGCCACUGUUGUCUCUGCAAGUGAAUACAAGGCAGCCAGUAUGCGUUGGUGGACUGCCGCCUGGUCUUUGGCGCGAGAAUUGAAGCUGGGCCGGGAAUUACCACCCAAUGCCACUCAGUCACAGCAGGAUGGAGAGCGAGAAGCUGACCCAGAGGCUGAUCUAUCCAAGCGUCAACUACCGUCCGUUAUCACAUCCAUGGCAAACGGCUCAAGUAGCGCAGCUAUCAAUUUCACGGAGGAAGAACGUGAAGAGCGACGGCGCAUUUGGUGGUUGUUGUAUGUGACGGAUCGCCAUCUGGCACUCUGCUACAACCGGCCCCUGACACUGUUGGAUAAGGAAUGUGAAAGGUUAUUACAACCGAUGAACGACGAUCUGUGGCAGGCUGGUGAUUUCCCCAGCGCCAGUUAUCGACAAAUGGGGCCACCUAUAGAGUGCACAGGACACAGCAUGUUCGGGUACUUUUUGCCCUUGAUGACAAUUCUUGGGGAGAUUGUCGACAUGCAACACGCGCGAAACCAUCCUCGGUUUGGCCUCAGCCUCCGCAACAGCAGCGAGUGGGACAAUCAAGUGCGAGAAAUUACCCGUCAGCUGGACCUGUACGGGCAGAGCCUGAAGGAGUUCGAAGCCCGAUAUACCAGCAGCUUAGCAUUGGGAGCAACGGAGAAUGAGGCCGUCAUGGAAGGGCCUCACCUUGACCAUGUUAGUCCAUCUGGGCAUUCGAGCAGCACUGUCGGAUCCCGCAUGAGUCAGUCGAUUGUACAUACCAAGAUGGUGGUCGCAUACGGUACACACAUUAUGCACGUCCUUCAUAUCUGCCUGGCCGGUAAAUGGGAUCCAAUUGACAUGCUAGACGAUGAGGACCUGUGGAUUUCCUCGGAAUCGUUUAUUUCAGCCAUGGGUCAUGCUGUCAGUGCGGCCGAGGCAGCUGCAGAUAUACUGGAAUAUGAUCCAGACCUCAGCUUUAUGCCAUUCUUCUUUGGCAUCUAUCUCUUGCAGGGUAGCUUCUUGUUGUUGUUAACUGCCGACAAGCUACAAGGCGACGCCAGCCCCAGUGUAGUUCGAGCUUGUGAGACGAUUGUUCGUGCGCACGAGGUCUGCGUAGUGACUCUCAACACUGAAUACCAGAGAAAUUUCCGCAAGGUAAUGCGCUCGGCUCUCGCGCAGGUACGCGGGCGUGUGCCCGAAGACUUUGGGGAACAGCAGCAACGCAGGCGAGAAGUACUUGCUCUUUACCGCUGGGCCGGUGAUGGCAGUGGUCUCGCUUUGUGA